Molecule: messenger RNA, 2121 nt
Organism: Ilex paraguariensis (yerba mate)
Lineage: Eukaryota; Viridiplantae; Streptophyta; Magnoliopsida; Aquifoliales; Aquifoliaceae
Source: the annotation of a GenBank genome assembly
AUGGAAGGAGGUAAUCUGGAGGCCCAAAUAGAGGCGUUGUUGAAUGUGGAGAAGCAGAUGAGACUCAACGGCGAUGUGGCCGGAACCAGGAAGGCAGUCACUGAAAUUCUUCAACUGUGCUUCGAAGCUCGUGCUUGGAAAACCCUCAAUGACCAGAUUGUAUUGUUAUCCAAGCGACGUGGUCAAUUGAAGCAGGCAGUAACUGCGAUGGUCCAGCAAGCAAUGCUAUAUAUUGAUGACACACCAGAUCUUGAAACUAAGAUAGAGCUCAUUAAAACCCUUAACAGUGUAUCUGCAGGGAAGAUAUAUGUUGAGAUUGAGAGGGCCCGUUUAGUCAAGAAACUUGCAAAGAUUAAGGAAGGACAAGGGCUUAUAGCUGAGGCUGCUGAUUUGAUGCAAGAAAUUGCGGUGGAAACAUUUGGUGCAAUGGCAAAAACAGAAAAAAUAGCUUUCAUUCUUGAACAAGUUCGUCUAUGUUUAGACCGCCAAGAUUACGUGCGUGCACAAAUCCUCUCAAGAAAGAUAAGUCCAAGAGUUUUUGACGCUGAUACUAAAGAAAAGAAAAAACCCAAAGAGGGUGAAAAUGUUGUAGAAGAGCCUCCAGCUGAGAUACCAUCGCUGUUGGGGUUGAAACGGAUCUACUAUGAAUUAAUGAUAAGAUAUCACUCACAUAGCAAUGACUACCUCGAAAUGUGCCGUUGUUACAAGGCAAUAUAUGAGACGCCCUCUGUCAAAGAAGACCCAGCUCAGUGGAUACCGGUGCUGAGGAAAAUAUGCUGGUACUUGGUUUUGUCACCACAUGAUCCUAUGCAAUCAAGCCUUCUAAACUCUACCUUGGAGGACAAGAAUCUUUCUGAUGUUCCUCAUUUUAGGCUGCUGUUAAAACAGUUAAUUACUAUGGAGGUCAUUCAGUGGACAGUUUUGUGGAAUAAAUUCAAGGAUGAGUUUGAAAAUGAAAAGAACAUGCUUGGUGGGCCUUUAGGUGACAAAGCAGGUGAAGAUCUUAGAGAGAGAGUAAUAGAACAUAACAUUCUUGUUGUCUCAAAGUAUUAUUCACGGAUUACCUUGAAUAGACUUGCAGAUCUGCUGUGUCUCAGUGUGCAGAUAUAUGUUGAGAUUGAGAGGGCCCGUUUAGUCAAGAAACUUGCAAAGAUUAAGGAAGGACAAGGGCUUAUAGCUGAGGCUGCUGAUUUGAUGCAAGAAAUUGCGGUGGAAACAUUUGGUGCAAUGGCAAAAACAGAAAAAAUAGCUUUCAUUCUUGAACAAGUUCGUCUAUGUUUAGACCGCCAAGAUUACGUGCGUGCACAAAUCCUCUCAAGAAAGAUAAGUCCAAGAGUUUUUGACGCUGAUACUAAAGAAAAGAAAAAACCCAAAGAGGGUGAAAAUGUUGUAGAAGAGCCUCCAGCUGAGAUACCAUCGCUGUUGGGGUUGAAACGGAUCUACUAUGAAUUAAUGAUAAGAUAUCACUCACAUAGCAAUGACUACCUCGAAAUGUGCCGUUGUUACAAGGCAAUAUAUGAGACGCCCUCUGUCAAAGAAGACCCAGCUCAGUGGAUACCGGUGCUGAGGAAAAUAUGCUGGUACUUGGUUUUGUCACCACAUGAUCCUAUGCAAUCAAGCCUUCUAAACUCUACCUUGGAGGACAAGAAUCUUUCUGAGGUUCCUCAUUUUAGGCUGCUGUUAAAACAGUUAAUUACUAUGGAGGUCAUUCAGUGGACAGUUUUGUGGAAUAAAUUCAAGGAUGAGUUUGAAAAUGAAAAGAACAUGCUUGGUGGGCCUUUAGGUGACAAAGCAGGUGAAGAUCUUAGAGAGAGAGUAAUAGAACAUAACAUUCUUGUUGUCUCAAAGUAUUAUUCACGGAUUACCUUGAAUAGACUUGCAGAUCUGCUGUGUCUCAGUGUGCAGGAAGCUGAAAAGCAUCUUUCAGAUAUGGUUGUAUCUAAAGCGCUGGUGGCAAAGAUUGACAGGCCAAUGGAGUUGUCACCAAAUCCACAAGGAAAUGAUGGUUCACAAAGCUGCCUUGAAAGUUUGAAAUGUUCAUUUGGCCAAGUCUGCAGGUUGGCCUUUGUUUUCCUCAGUUUUGAGGGCCAAGAGUGGGAACCAAAAUGGGGUCUCUUGUAG